Antechinus flavipes (yellow-footed antechinus) is the source of this 1138-nucleotide messenger RNA. Its product is annotated as keratin-associated protein 5-5-like. Gene Ontology annotation, cellular component: keratin filament. Lineage: Eukaryota; Metazoa; Chordata; Mammalia; Dasyuromorphia; Dasyuridae. The coding region runs from base 2 to 673 and encodes 223 amino acids. The record is from RefSeq and is a predicted model, not a curated record. The transcript has a single exon.
CAUGAGCUGCUGUGGCUGUUCAGGAGGCUGUGGCUCCAGCUGUGGGGGCUGUGGCUCCAGCUGUGGGGGCUGUGGCUCCAGCUGCUGUGUGCCUGUCUGCUGCUGCAAACCUGUGUGCUGCUGUGUGCCAGCCUGCUCCUGCUCUAGCUGUGGUGGAGGCUGCAAGGGAGGCUGUGGCUCCAGCUGUGGGGGCUGCAAGGGAGGCUGUGGCUCCAGCUGUGGGGGCUGCAAGGGAGGCUGUGGCUCCAGCUGUGGGGGCUGCAAGGGAGGCUGUGGUUCCAGCUGUGGGGGCUGCAAGGGAGGCUGUGGCUCCAGCUGUGGGGGCUGCAAGGGAGGCUGUGGCUCCAGCUGUGGGGGCUGCUGUCAGUCCAGCUGCUGCAAACCUUGCUGCUGCCAAUCCAGCUGCUGCAAGCCUGUCUGCUGCUGUGUGCCUGCUUGCUCCUGCUCCAGCUGUGGUGGAGGCUGUGGGGGUUGUUGCCAGUCCAGCUGCUGCAAGCCCUGCUGCUGCCAGUCCAGCUGCUGCAAGCCCUGCUGCUGCCAGUCCAGCUGCUGCAAGCCCUGCUGCUGCCAGUCCAGCUGCUGCAAGCCCUGCUGCUGCCAGUCCAGCUGCUGCAAGCCCUGCUGCUGCCAGUCCAGCUGCUGUGCCCCUGUUUGCUGCCAGUGUAAGAUCUGAAGCUCACCUCCUCCACUUCCAGCUCCCACCCACACAGCUCCUGUCUCAGUUUCCUUGAUGAUGACCCAGGACCUAAGACCAUCUGGGAACCCUGAGUCUGGGCUUUCCUGAUCUCUUUACUUAGCCUUACAACAGCCCUGUCCCAGGAGCCCUCCCUAUCCCCUUUCCCCAUCCUCCCCAGGCUGAAAACUUCCCCUGCCAAGAACACCUGGCAAAGGGCUGCCCAGCACACCAUUCAGAUCCCCAGUGGAACCUCUGGGUCAUCUCCAAAGGAUCAUCUGCCCUGCCCCCAAAGUGAUGGGGCCAUCACUGGGGAUUGCUGAGCUGCCUCCCAACAGCCUUAUUCCCUGUCUCCCCAACUCUCUCCUCCAAAAAGUCUCUUUGCUUAAUUUAGUCUACUUUGCCUAUCCCCGGAAAUCCCAAAAAUUAUUUUGUUCCAAUAAAAGCUACUCACAAUCCUGAAAA